AUGGCAUUCAAGAGGCAAGUGAAAAACUUCGUGAAAAAUUACUCAGACGCUGAAAUAAAAGUCAGGGAAGCAACUUCUAAUGAUCCUUGGGGUCCUUCUAGUUCUCUGAUGUUAGCUAUCAGUGACCUGACUUUCAACACAAUUUCCCUCUCGGAGAUUAUGAAUAUGCUAUGGCAGAGACUAAAUGACCACGGGAAGAACUGGCGCCACGUGUAUAAAUCCCUUAUGCUGCUGGAUUAUCUCAUCAAGAAUGGAUCAAAGGAAGUUAUUCAGUUUUGCAUAGAGGGGUUCUAUAACCUUAAAAUGCUAAAAGAUUUUCAACACAUAGAUGAAGCUGGAAAAGACCAAGGUUAUUACAUCAGAGAGAAGUCUAAGCAAGUCGUCUCGUUGCUGAUGGACGAGCAGCUGCUGCAAAAAGAGAGGGAGACAGCCUGUCGGACCAGGCGGCGCAGCUCCUACCCUGUGGCGUUGUCUGAAAGAUUGCCUGGUGCAGGUCACCCGCCAACAGCCUGGGCUUCCGACCCCUCACCAGAAGUGCCUGCUUCGGAGAAGAAGUGUAAGCUUCUUAAGGUGUCCAGGCUACGUAAAAAAAAGAACACCCCCAAGGCCGAGUCGAAACAAGAGCGGUGGCGAGGCCCUCAGUCGCCCGGUGAGACGGUGUCGUCCCAGGGAGCGCUGCCGCUCAAGUGCGCGGCUUGGAAAUCGGCCGAGGACCUGAUGUUAUUUUAUGAGGACGAUCCAAAGCCGCCUUUGCUGACAGUCCCUCCAGCCACUGCGUCGUCAACAACGUGGCUGUCAGAAGGGCAAGCAGAAGUGUGUAACCUCUGGGACACGGAUGCUGUACUUACUCCCUCAGGAAAAAACCCGUCUCUGCAGACAAAUGUGAGUUUAGACAAGAAAUCAGACAGUACCGUUGCAAAGACUGCAACAGAAAACCCCUUGCAAACGCCUCCAGAAAAGUGUUCAGCUGCCAAAAGUUUUGAAGCCUUGACAACUUUGCCAGCAUGUUGGUCAUCGAGUAAAGAAGAGUCUAUCAGCCCACAUUUAAGACUAUCCAAGUCAGAUUCUACUUUCUAUAACCAGGCCUCCGUAGAGACACUCUAUGUCUCUCCCGCAUUCAAACUGUUUGACCCAGUGAAGGAGACUGUCAUCAGUAAGGACUCCCAGGAGCCAGCACCGCCCAGCAUCGCUCAGACGGAUGAGGAACACCUCAAGACCUUAAUGACAUGGGUUUCAACCACCUCUGAGGUGACAUCGUCCUUCUCCACCUUGUCCAUGUUGUCUCCUGACUCGGCCACCCCGGAAAAGUCCACUCCGCUCCUGCCCCCGACUCUGGCCGGACCGUCCUUCUGGACUGUGUCCCACCCACGGGGUUCUCCAGCCUCCAGUGCAGACAGAGAGAAGGCAGCCGGGGUCCCUCGCCCCUUUGUUCCUGGGGGCCCUGUGUCUUCCGAUGAAGAAACGGACAACUUCAGUCCCCCCGACGUUCUUCCAGAUCACUCUGAGUCAGCUAAAAAAAAUCUCAGUCCUCUUUGCAGCGGUAAUUGGGUAGAGUUCUCUGCCCAAAACGUAGGCCACUUCUCCUGCCCCAGUGUUCAGACGAGUGAAGGCCGGCCUGGGGAGCCUGAGGCAAACAGUUCCAUUCCCGUCCUUCUAGGGGAGGUAAAGAAUGCCAUAGUCACACUGCACAAGGACCUGAGUCUGGUGAUACAGGAGCUCGGGGUCAUCAAUAGCCACCUGGUAAGCAUGGGUGGGAACAGCCUGCAAACGAGCACGGCUUUGCAGUGUCCCCCGUCUUCCGAGGGGAGCUCGGAGCACAUCUAA
Phyllostomus hastatus (greater spear-nosed bat) is the source of this 1824-nucleotide messenger RNA. RefSeq names its product ENTH domain containing 1 (gene ENTHD1). Gene Ontology annotation, molecular function: phospholipid binding; clathrin binding. Gene Ontology annotation, biological process: endocytosis. The record is from RefSeq and is a predicted model, not a curated record. Gene Ontology annotation, cellular component: endosome; clathrin vesicle coat; plasma membrane. The transcript is spliced from 6 exons. Lineage: Eukaryota; Metazoa; Chordata; Mammalia; Chiroptera; Phyllostomidae. The coding region runs from base 1 to 1824 and encodes 607 amino acids.